AAUCUUUUCCCCACAACCCCACCCUCUGUCACUGUCCUCUCAUGUGUUCAUAGAACACACACAAACAAGCUUCACAAUUUUAUCGAUGGCGAAAAUAAUGGGUCACCAUUGUUCUUCCAUCUUCUUCCUCACAUUCCUUCAUCUCCUCCAUUUCUCUUCUCCAAAACUCGAGGUCUCAACGCCACCGCCAUUGCCAAUCCUCCCACUCCCUUCAUUCUCCCAGUUGAAAUGGCAACAAAGAGAAGUAAUCAUGUUCCUUCACUUCGGUCCCAACACUUUCACCGACUCCGAAUGGGGCACCGGCGCCGAGUCUCCCGCCAUCUUCAACCCCACUGCUCUAAACGCCACCCAGUGGGCUGCCACCGCCGCCGCUGCUGGAAUUUCUCUUAUGAUUCUCACUGCUAAGCACCAUGAUGGCUUCUGCCUCUGGCCUUCUAAAUACACUACACACUCUGUUUCCCGCAGCCCUUGGAAGAAUGGCCAAGGCGACGUCGUUGAGGAGUUUGUUACCGCCGCUACCGCCCACGGGAUCGACGUGGGACUGUAUUUGUCGCCGUGGGAUCGACAUGAUCGGAGAUAUAGCCAUGAUUUGCCUUACAAUGAGUACUACUUGGCUCAGUUACAAGAGCUUCUCAAAAGAUAUGGAAAUGUGAAGGAGAUUUGGUUUGAUGGAGCCAAAGGCCAAAAUGCUCCAAACAUGUCAUAUUAUUUCUCAGAUUGGUUUGCAAUGGUUAAGGAGUUACAAAGCUCCAUCAACAUAUUUUCCGACGCUGGACCAGACGUUCGAUGGGUUGGGAACGAGAAAGGUUUUGCAGGAACCUCGUGCUGGUCGACGAUCAACCGAACUUCGCUCGCCAUUGGAGCAGAAGGCAUUACCCCGUAUUUAAACAAAGGAGAUCCAAGAGGAAGAGAUUGGGUACCACCAGAAUGUGAUGUAUCCAUAAGAGAAGGUUGGUUUUGGCACAAAACACAGUCACCAAAAACCUUAGAACACCUCCUUAAAAUCUACUACAACUCUGUUGGAAGAAACUGUGUUCUUCUCAUAAAUGUCCCUCCAAAUUCCACAGGCUUAAUCCCACAAAAAGAUGCUCAAGUCCUCAAACAAUUCAAAAACACCAUUGACAGAAUCUUCACCACAAAUUUAGCUCAAAAUUGCUCUAUAAAAGCAAGUAGCCAAAGAGGACAAGAGUUUGGGCCUCAAAAUGUAAUCGACGAUGAUCACUUAUGGACUUAUUGGGCCCCUAAGGAAGAUGUUGAUGACCAUUGGAUUGAGGUCAGAAGUCAAGGGAAUGAACAGUUGAGAUUCAAUGUGGUGAGGAUUCAAGAGGCUAUAGGGCUUGGUCAGAGGAUCGGACGGCAUGAGAUUUAUUUGGAUGGGAAGAGGAUUGUGGAUGAGAGGGAGAGUAGGAGUAUUGGGUAUAAGAGAUUGUACAGGAUUAAAAGUGGUGUGGUUUGUGGGUAUGCUUUGAAGGUUAGGUUUAUUGAGUUUAAGGGUGUUCCUUUGAUUUCUUCUUUGGGUCUUCAUUUGGACCCUUUUUGGAACCCAAUUCGGCUUUCAUCAGUACCUACAAAUUAAAGGAUAUGGGGGAGGGGGUGGGGGUCCCUAUUUAUUAAUUUAAACAUAAAUUAUUACAUACUUAAAUAAAAACAAAGGAGAAAUUGUUUUCCUUUUCUUUUGUA
Molecule: messenger RNA, 1680 nt
Organism: Cucumis sativus (cucumber)
Lineage: Eukaryota; Viridiplantae; Streptophyta; Magnoliopsida; Cucurbitales; Cucurbitaceae
Product: alpha-L-fucosidase 1
Exons: 3
Coding region: 86-1576 (496 amino acids)
Biological process (GO): fucose metabolic process; glycoside catabolic process
Cellular component (GO): lysosome
Molecular function (GO): alpha-L-fucosidase activity
Source: RefSeq, a predicted model, not a curated record